CACAGAGUGGUAGCUGCCAACGGUACUUCCUAUUCUUUUCCGUUGUAGUACUGCUUGAUAGCAUCCAAAGACUCAAAUUUUUCGAUAAACGCUUUCAGUUUUGGGAAUUCCGACAAGCUUUUGUUUGCCUCCGAAAUUUCCUUCUUCGCAGCCAUGUUGAUCAAGCUACAAUACCAGACAAAAUCUGCGGGUGAUGGCUCUUCCGUUCCGGCAAUCCAACCAGUUGUACUGGUGUCGAAAAAUCUUUCUACCCUUUUCAAAUGGCCGGGUAGUACGGUUUGGUUGAAGUGUUCGUACGAUUUUGCUGUUGCUUCMGGGGUCAAAUCMACGCCGAAUCGCAAGCCAUAGGUUAGGACAGUCGAUCCCAGAAAAACGUCGGCCGCCUGAUCCAUGAUAGAAUCGAUAGUUUGAGCCAAAACAUGGUCGGUCAUCGGGUAGAGGCCCGAAAGUUUCCCGAGAUACCGCAUGAUUGAGCCAGAUUGGACCAUUGCAUGUUUGCCGUCGAUUUCUAGCAUUGGAACCUGCCCGAACGGAAGCUUACUGCUCUCCUUCAUGGCGGUAAAUUCAUCCCUGCUGCUGAAACGAUAAUCUUCUAGCUUCAAGCCAGAAUAGGCGCAAAUAAGUCGAAUGGCUUCGCCCUUGCCCUUUAUAGGAAAAUAAUAGAGCUUUAGGGUUGGUUGGUCGGUAUUUUGUUGCUCCAUCUCUUUUUGUUUCAUUGCCGUUCUAAACGAAGUGAGUAGAGUGGGUACGAUCACGACGGUGAUUGUUGUAUCUUUGAUUACUCGUACCGUACAUUACUGUACCGUACGAUACGAACGGUAUUAUUCCUGGAAUAUUCUGAUGACCCAGGAUCCAAGCACAGAGUAUUUGGCAAGAGGUAGGGGUACCGUACUACGGUUCGUACGGUACGUACGGUAAACAGUAAAAAUAGAACGGGUUACUACGAGUACAAGUGCGAGUACUGUACUAGUGCGUGUGGUACCGGUACGUACUACGUAUGUUAAGAGUGCUCAUCUUUUCUUCCGAUUAAGCGGUUCGUACCUACGUAGUAGUACAUACGAAACAUCAUAUAGUACUAACAUGAGAGGAGGGAGGGCCUUUUGGAGAGUUUUCACCGAUUAGUUGUCGUCCUGCCAGUACGUCGUACGUACUCGUAGAUUUGUUACUAAGCAUCAUAAUUCCCUACCGUACACAUAUUCCUAGUCUUAUUAUUUUGCACCUCGGCAUAUAUGAUUUCAAUUUUCAACGAAUUUACUCAUGGUUCUAAGGCACGUGCUCUUGCGGGCGAAGUACGUAAUGAUAGCAAUUUGGUAGUACAGUACAGUAACACCAGAGACCUAAUCUCACCGUACCAUACUGCAGCAAUAACCACAUGAAUACAACGCGCACGGAUCGAGGGCCCCGAUGAAAAAUGAGGAGGGCCAGACCAGAUGGCAUGUUUUUCGUUGUGACUCAACGCUCCCCUCCUCACGAAAUGGCCGAAAUAGAUGAGAGUUCUUUUUCUGCGAUUGCUCAACUUCGAUGAGAGAACGAGUACGGUACCGUAAUCGAAGCAACGCCGAUUGCCUCGACAGAAACGCAACUACACCUACAACCACAACUACAACACCAAAAUCGAAUAAGGUUCAAUCCAGCCACACCCCAUUGCCGCGUCUUAUCCCGCAAGUGCCACAGAGGCGAAGUCGAGGUAGUUACAUUGUUCUUUCAAAUUGCUUACCAGGACAAACUGUCGGAGAGACCACACAAAUAUAUAAUGUUUGGAAACAAAAAGAAGACGAAGGAUACACGCGUCCGUGAUCUAUUCGAGUAUUUGUGUACCUGCACACCRUGCUGGGAAUGYCUCCUCGAUGACUACGACUGCAACUACAAUUUUACGCUGAGGGACCGUGUGGAAAUAUGGAAAGAUACAAGGAGAUACAAAAGAUUACGGAGGAUAGAGAGCAAAGAGCGAGAAAGAUCAGAACGAAAUCAGAGGAGCACCUGGAGAUCGAUGGGAUCAGUAAUAUGACGAUAAGAUAAUAACAUCAAUGACAGCGAAGAUAACGACGACGAUAACGACGACGAUGCACAAUCCGAUCUGAAUAAUAAACGGCACCAUCGUUUCUUUUUCGAGUGGCGCUACACAAAGAAUACUAUCCAAGAAGAACAACUGUUCCGCAAGGAACACGACGACUGGGCAUGAAAGAAUGCUUUCGGAGCAGUCCCGUGCCGGGGCCAGGACUCUUGCAGGGCGAUGCCAGCAGCUGCCUCGCCCGCCAAACCAAAACGACUGCAGGAAGAACUCUUUCGACAGUAAUGCCAACAAUUAGUGUGCCCCCUACGCAUAAUUCAUAAAUUUUUAUAAAAUCAAGGGAUAAUUUGAUUCGAAUCAUCAAGGUAGAAAAGAUUGAUUCUUAAUCGUUGUUUAUGAGGCGCUGAAAUUGUAUUUGCUACAAGUGACAGCUCCACGAACAAAAACUCGGAUCGCUGUACGAAGCACGAUUCCUUCCAAACAUUCGCAUCGCGUCCACCGGUGAAGCGCCACCGCCCGCGUUGGGGCGAGCCCGUCUCGUGYGUUGUCUCUAUCGCCUGCGCGAGCUGCCGCGGGACCUCGAUUUCGAUUUGGGCGUCGUGGCCGAUGCCGGUGCGCUUCCAAAGAGUCCCCCGGCCGCGGGAGCGGGGGCUCCGAAGGCGGGUGCAGCGGGUGCCGGAGCGCCAAAGAGCCCCCCGGCUGCCGGUGCGGGGGCUCCAAAGGCGGGUGCCGG
This is a messenger RNA of Pseudo-nitzschia multistriata, 2744 nucleotides long. The record is from the annotation of a GenBank genome assembly. NCBI's taxonomy places the organism in Eukaryota, Bacillariophyta, Bacillariophyceae, Bacillariales, Bacillariaceae.